GGCUCCUGUCCCAGCCUUCCUGGGCGGGGCCCCCCGGCCCCAUAGAGCCGGCCCUGCUCGGGGGCGCUGCCCUCUGGCUGCAGAUCGGUGCUCGCCGCUCCCUGGACUCCCUCGCCCCGCAGCAUGGACCCGGCUCGCCGCCUGCUGCCCCUCGGGCUCUGCAUCGCCCUGUGCCUGUGGGCCACAGUGGCCCAGAAUAACGGCGUACAAGGUACCACUGAGGACUGUAACAACCAUGUGCUAUGCCCAGCAAACGCCACGUGUGUGAACAACACCCACUGCACCUGCCUGGAUGGAUACCAGUCACAUGGGAAUCGCCUCUUCAAUGACACAACGGAGAUCUGUGACGAUAUUAACGAGUGUCUGGGGCCGAGCCCGCCAGACUGCGGACGCAACGCAUACUGCGCCAACGUGGCUGGGAGUUACUACUGCACCUGCAUCGAUGGCUACGAGCCCAGCCCUGGGAAAGCCAAAUUCAUGAACGCGAGUGAGAACACCUGCCAGGAUAUUGACGAGUGUCAGGGCCCGAGCCCGGCAGACUGUGGACCCCACGCAAACUGCACCAAUGUGCCUGGGAAUUACUCCUGCACCUGCAUCGAUGGCUACGAGCCCAGCUCUGGGAAAGCCAACUUCACUCACACAAGUGGGGACACCUGCCAGGGUGAGCUCUCCCCUGACCCCCACCUGCUGACACCCCCACCCCUCAUGCCCAUUCUCAGCAAGGGGCCGCACCUGGGCUGCUGCCGGCUUUGGCAGUGGCCCGAGGCCUCAGUGAGGCUGUGAUGAGACAUGACCCUCGCCCAGGGCCUCUCAGAGGUCCAGAGAGGCACAAGCCACUUCCAGCUUUUGAGGCCCCUACGCAUAAUAAACAUACAAAAUGAAGACACAUGAAAGCAAAAUAAGACACCAAAAAAAGAGUGAGACAUAAUUGGAAUAUUUUUGAAAUUAACAAAUGCUUUUCUAGCCUUUUUCUGUGCAAAUGUAAUAAUUAUUGAGGAAAGGUCUAACUUUCGUGCAAUGUCACAGUUGAUAUUAAGAUUGGGGAGCCCGUUCAAACGCUCCUGUCCCAUAGUUGAACGGUGAUAGUCCUUUACCUGCUUCAACACGUUGAAGGUGCAUUC
Trachemys scripta elegans is the source of this 1121-nucleotide messenger RNA. Its product is annotated as adhesion G protein-coupled receptor E5-like. Gene Ontology annotation, molecular function: G protein-coupled receptor activity; calcium ion binding. The transcript is spliced from 5 exons. The record is from RefSeq and is a predicted model, not a curated record. Gene Ontology annotation, cellular component: membrane. Bases 124 to 783 code for a protein of 219 amino acids. NCBI's taxonomy places the organism in Eukaryota, Metazoa, Chordata, Testudines, Emydidae.